AGCUCUGUGCCACAUCUUCCACUAAAUGAUAAAGCCGCUACGCCGGGAGCUGGAAGCAGGACAUACUGAAUAGUAGUAAUAAUAAUAAUAAUAUUAGAAAACUAUCUUGGAAGAAUACUUACAAGCUUUUUCAUAUUUUUUCUUUUGUCUGAAAAGUGUUAGGGUGACUCGAAUAUUUUCUCUCGUGUUGGAGUCGGUGGGAGGAGGUGUGAAGUUAAACUACUGUAAGUUAACGGUUAAGUUCGGCUGCUGGUGACGCCUUACAGGGAAACGUGGGCUUCAAACCUUUACUCUUUCAGCCGGAGGACCCAUAGAUACCUUCAGGAAAAAGGAGCAGAGGAAGCUGGAAAGUAAAAGCACAGGGAGUGGAGGAUAGGAAACACCAGCCCUGCUAUCGCCCUGCCUGCGAAGGUGCUUUGUCAUGGGGAAACAGAACAGCAAGCUGCGGCCCGAGGUCCUGAACGACCUGAGAGAAAACACAGAAUUCACCGACCAUGAGCUGCAGGAGUGGUAUCGCGGCUUCCUGAAGGACUGUCCCACCGGCCACCUGACUGUGGACGAGUUCAAGAAGAUCUACGCCAACUUCUUUCCCUACGGAGAUGCCUCAAAGUUUGCCGAGCACGUCUUCCGCACUUUUGACACCAACGGCGAUGCCACAAUCGACUUCAGGGAGUUCAUCAUAGCCCUGAGUGUGACGUCUCGUGGCGGGCUGGAGCAGAAGCUGCGCUGGGCCUUUAGCAUGUAUGACCUGGAUGGGAAUGGCUAUAUCAGCCGGGCAGAGAUGCUGGAGAUAGUUCAGGCAAUUUACAAGAUGGUGUCAUCAGUGAUGAAGAUGCCCGAGGAUGAAUCAACACCAGAGAAAAGGACAGAUAAGAUCUUUAGACAGAUGGAUAUUGACAAUGAUGGCAGAUUGUCUUUGGAGGAGUUCAUUAAAGGUGCCAAAAGCGACCCGUCCAUUGUCAGACUGCUGCAGUCGGAUCAGGGAGCCUCUCGUCAGUUCUGAGGACACAGUGAAAGUGAUCACACCCUGCAACUCAUGCACACCCACAUCCCUCCAGCUUUGUGCCGUUUGUUCUGACAGAGGCUCGAUCUUCAUCACAGCCCCUCCUCCUUUCAUUUUAACACUCCAUGUCUUAAUGUUUACAUUAAUGUACACUUUUCUGGUCAAUGUGGCUUUUUCCUCUGUGGACAAUGAAGUGCAUUUUCAGUCGAGGCAUUUUUUUUCUUCGUGCAUUUCAAAACAUCUCGUUUUGAAUUGGUUUUUACCCGUUUGCUGUAAGUGCCAUAUCUUUUAUUUAUGCUUACAGGAUUAUAUGCUUUCAAGUAUUAUGACUCUCAUGUUAUACUAAGAGGAAACUAAUUAAAUCACUUAAUUCUAUUCAAUUUAAUUGUUAAAAUGUGGCUUAUUGUUGUUCAAGAUAACAGUAGCUUGAACUGGCACAAGCUGCUGUAUUUAACAAGCUCUCUCUAUGCCUUUGGUAUUGCAUGUGCUCAGUGAAAUGAGUUUACAGUUCAUGUGAAUAAUGAGGCAGUGAUUAUUUUUAAUUUCUUUUUAUUUUUGUAACAAAAAUGUCCUUUUGUUUUCACACAAUUGAAAUAAAGUUGUGUAAGGAAAAUCUACACAAAAAGUCC
Messenger RNA from Oreochromis aureus, 1632 nucleotides. It is a transcript of the gene hpcal1, whose product is annotated as hippocalcin-like 1. Bases 422 to 1003 code for a protein of 193 amino acids. The record is from RefSeq and is a predicted model, not a curated record. Gene Ontology annotation, molecular function: calcium ion binding. The transcript is spliced from 4 exons. Lineage: Eukaryota; Metazoa; Chordata; Actinopteri; Cichliformes; Cichlidae.